Messenger RNA from Sinocyclocheilus anshuiensis, 3132 nucleotides. Its product is annotated as cytoplasmic dynein 1 intermediate chain 2-like. Bases 127 to 2064 code for a protein of 645 amino acids. Lineage: Eukaryota; Metazoa; Chordata; Actinopteri; Cypriniformes; Cyprinidae. The record is from RefSeq and is a predicted model, not a curated record. Gene Ontology annotation, biological process: transport along microtubule. The transcript has 17 exons. Gene Ontology annotation, molecular function: dynein light chain binding; dynein heavy chain binding. Gene Ontology annotation, cellular component: cytoplasmic dynein complex.
CCAGAUUCGGCGCUGCCGCUGCUGCUGCUGUCACAACAAGAAAAAGAGGAUAACAAGUUAUUAGUCAGCUGACAGAAGAAUAAUCCUCCCCAUAACGACUCCGAGCAGCCAACAUUUUAUUUCAAAAUGUCUGACAAAAGUGAGCUGAAAGCAGAGUUAGAGAGAAAGAAACAGCGACUGGCUCAGAUCAGAGAGGAGAAGAAGAAGAAAGAGGAAGAGCGCAAGAAGAAAGAGCUGGAUGGACGGAAGGAGGGAGCGUCUCCUCCGCAGGAUGACUCUGAUCUGGAGAGGAAGAGGAGGGAGGCAGAGGCUCUGCUGCAGAGCAUGGGGAUAGUGGAUGCCUCCAUGGUGCAACCUCUGCGUGUGGUAACAGAGGAUACGUGUCUGUUUCACUAUUUAGUCCCCCCUCCCAUGUCCCCCUCUGCCAAAUCAGUGGGCACACCCAGCGAAACGGGCAGCCAGGACUCAGGAGACGGCGGCACGGGGCCGAGGACUCUUCAUUGGGACUCUGACCCCUCUACUCUACUGCUCCAUUCAGACUCUCAGCUCGGACGUGGCCCGUUGAAACUGGGCAUGUCAAAGGUCACGCAGGUGGACUUCCCGCCCAGAGAGCUGGUGUCGUACACAAAAGAGACUCAGACGCCCACACAGACUCAUCACAAAGAUGAUGAGGAGGAGGAGGAAGAUUUGGCAGUGACGCAGCCUGCUCUGGAGAAUCAAGAUGAGAAAGACUCUCAGAAAGAGGAAGAGGAAGCGCCCCCUCAUGAGCUGACGGAGGAAGAGAAACAGCAGAUUCUUCACUCGGAGGAGUUUGUGACUUUCUUUGACCACAGCUCUCGUAUCGUGGAGCGCGCUCUCUCUGAGCAGGUGGACGUGUUUUUCGACUACAGCGGACGAGACCUUCAGGAUAAAGAGGGAGAGUCUCAGGCUGGAGCCAAACUCUCCCUGAACAGACAGUUUGCAGACGAGCGCUGGUCCAAACACAGGGUCGUCACCUGUCUCGACUGGUCACCGCAGUACCCUGAGCUGCUGGUGGCGUCCUACAGCAGUAAUGAAGACGCUCCACAUGAGCCCGACGGUGUGACUCUCGUCUGGAACAUGAAAUAUAAGAAAACCACACCGGAAUAUGUCUUCCACUGCCAGUCUGCAGUGAUGUCAGCAGCGUUUGCACAGUUUCAUCCUAAUAUGGUGGUAGGAGGCACGUACUCGGGGCAGAUCGUCCUGUGGGACAACCGCAGUAACAAACGCACCCCUGUGCAGAGGACGCCGCUCUCCGCCUCGGCUCACACGCACCCGGUGUACUGUGUGAAUGUGGUGGGGACGCAGAACGCUCACAAUCUCAUCAGCAUCUCCACUGACGGCAAGAUGUGCUCCUGGAGUCUGGACAUGCUGUCCACACCACAGGACAGUCUGGAGCUCGUGUUCAAACAGUCCAAGUCAGUGGCCGUCACCUCCAUGUCAUUUCCUCUGGGUGACGUCAAUAACUUUGUGGUGGGCAGUGAGGACGGGUCCGUCUACACCGCCUGCAGACACGGCAGUAAAGCGGGCAUCAGUGAGAUGUUUGAGGGUCAUCAUGGACCAAUCACAGGCCUCGACUGCCACACAGCGGCAGGACCGGUCGACUUCUCUCACCUGUUUGUCACUUCCUCUUUUGACUGGACCGUCAAACUCUGGAGUACCAAGAACAAUAAGCCCUUGUACUCUUUCGAGGAUAAUUCAGACUACGUGUAUGACGUCAUGUGGUCUCCCACACACCCCGCUCUGUUUGCCUGCGUGGACGGAGUCGGACAUUUGGACCUGUGGAACCUCAGCAACGAAACUGAGGUUCCCACAGCGAGUGUGACGGUGGAGGGAAGCCCUGCGCUGAACCGCGUGCGCUGGGCUCAUUCGGGACGAGAGGUGGCCGUCGGCGACUCUGAGGGCCAGGUGCACAUUUAUGACGUCGGAGAGCAAAUCUCAGUGCCGCGGCAGGACGAAUGGACGCGCUUUGUGCUCACGCUCACCGAGAUCAACGAGAACCGCGAGGACGUGGAGGAACUGGCCGCUCAGCGAUUGGCUGCAUGAUCACCAUAGCAACCCCUGCUGACCAAUGACGUUUCCCCUGCAUUUGCAUAUCUCCACCCUCUCUUUUUUAAUUCUAGAGACAAAUGGAUUAUUUCAGAAAGCAAGACUUUGCUAUUAAUAAUUGAAGCACUUAGUGUUGCGAAACAUUUUGGAGUAGUAAUCGUAGUGGGAUUGGAUGGUGAAAGUAGAAUAUAUCAGGCGGGAAUUCUAAUGUUUUUAUCUAUUUGUAGGAUUAGAGGCUGAUUUGGAGGAAAAGGAGGAUUGUUUGCCAUACAGCAACACUAACACUUCCAAUAUGCAAACUAUUGUACAGCAACUUCAGACACUGACAUAACCAACUACAGUAACAGGAGAAAUGUGCUUUUAAAGAGGUGGGAUAAUUUUAACAUUCCCUCCCGGAUAAACGGUCGCAUUAUUGGAUUAUUUAUAACUUUUUAACAAAUGCAUUUUGUUUUUAGCUCAUAAAGACUGAACACUUGUAAUAACCAAAUCAGCACACUUUUCAACAUGUAACUCCGUUCUUACUUCUGAAUGCCUUAAAGCUAAUUUUAUAACAAACACACACACACACACACGUAUCCACAAUCUUCCAUCACACAAAGGAUUACCCUCUUGGUGCUUGUUUAUUCCAGCGCUUAUGACUGAAAAUUCUUUUUUUUUUGCCUUCACUGUUUUAAAAAUGUCCCAUGAUUUGUCAUUUCAAAAGGACUUGGAGAAAAGCCAUGGUCCUUUAAUUAGCAUUUCUAUUCAAUUCAAGUUUAUUUGUAUAGUGCUUUUCACGAUGCAAAUCGUUGUAAAGCAGCUUUACAGAAAAUUAAAGUUUCUACAUUAUAUUUAGUAAUAGCUUAUUAGUGGUGACUAUCUCGUAUUUCAAACUUAAAACUUUCCUUUGGCACAUAUUUAAACUAGUAGACACUAGUAGACAGUGUUAUUAUUUUGCCAUUUAUUUGACUAAUACAUUUUUCCUUUAACGGUUAACCGUUAUGUAUUUUUACCAUUUUAAUCUGUAAUUUUACAUAUUUUAUUUGUAAUUUGAAUUUAGUGACCUCCCAGACAAUAAUGCGACUG